This is a messenger RNA of Drosophila rhopaloa, 846 nucleotides long. RefSeq names its product serine/threonine-protein phosphatase 1 regulatory subunit 10. The record is from RefSeq and is a predicted model, not a curated record. The transcript has 2 exons. Bases 1 to 843 code for a protein of 280 amino acids. Lineage: Eukaryota; Metazoa; Arthropoda; Insecta; Diptera; Drosophilidae.
AUGUUUGCCUGCAACCGGAAGCUUCGGAUCGGAUUUAGUCUUGCCUGCUGGAUAGGUCUCGUCGUGGCCCAAAAUGCCAGCGAUCAGAGGGUCAGUGAUCGAGAAGGAAAUCAUCUGGACCUGGCUGGAUCGGCCACCGCCAAGAGUUUCGAGCCACCGCCCGAAUUCUACAGGGGUCCAGGAUCCGGAGGUUCGAGUCCUUUGAGAGGACCCAGCAGUCAUCCCUCGCUGGGAAGUGUGGGCGAGAGUCUAAGUGAGACCUACAACAAGUGGAGAGCGGGGGCUACCAAUCUCCAGGACCGAAUCAGUGUGGGUCCUUAUGGAGGCGCUGGAGGAGUAGCUUCUCACGCACCGACCGUGGGGAGCUUUGAAAGCAAUUCCCAUCCUUAUCCUUACGAGUACUCCCACAGCAGUGGAGGAGGUGGAGCACCUGCUGGUUUUGGAGGUGGAGUAGGAUCCGGGGCCUAUUUCGGCAGCUCCAGUGUCGAAGCGGGUAUUCCAUUCGACGUGUAUGGAUCGCGUCCGGGUCACGGUGUCGGAGUGGGCCAUGGUCACUAUUCCCCGCCAGAGUAUGCGUAUCCGUAUCCCCUGGACCCUCACGAGAUAGCCGCGCACAAAGGUCCUGGUCACGGCGACGUCUCACCCAAAGCCCUUUUGGCCAAGAGCUUUCUAAUCCCACUGGCCAGUGCCGCAGUUUUGGGGAUUGCCGCCGCCCUGGUCAGCAAUCCCCUGCUCCUCCAGUUGGGCACUGUUUCCGGACUGGGAACCAUCGUCGGCAAACGCAAACGACGCGCAACUGGCCAAAAUCUGCUAACGAGAAAAGCCCAUGAAUACACUUUAUAAAUA